Messenger RNA from Aspergillus nomiae NRRL 13137, 1389 nucleotides. RefSeq lists its product as uncharacterized. Bases 1 to 1389 code for a protein of 462 amino acids. The transcript has 6 exons. The record is from RefSeq and is a predicted model, not a curated record. Lineage: Eukaryota; Fungi; Ascomycota; Eurotiomycetes; Eurotiales; Aspergillaceae.
AUGAUUGCACAUACCCAAGAUGUUCAGACUUCUCUACCCCACCUAUUGGACCCUUUCAGUCUGGUCCCAUACGCAGAUGAUCUCUGGCAUGUAGCAAAGUCUCGCAAGUGCUUUCAGGAUGAUGAAUCGAAAGUCCAGGUCGACUGGACUGAUAGCGAUGCAGAACACCAGGCAGUAACAAGAAGAACAUUCACAUCAUUGGCUGAGCUACAAGCACACAGAAAGAAGGCCUCUACGGCGCCAAAUGGAUUGUGUUUUAUAUCUAUCAAUCAAGGGAACUCAUGGCGACCCUUAAACGUCACCAAGGAGAUGUUCGAGGACAUUGGAAACUUGACUAGCUCUUCGCAUGUACUGCACAAUCUCUCGUUGUCUUUCCACGACAAGUUUAUGGCUACGGAAGCGGCUUUUAGCAGCGCACCCGCAUUUAUUCGGAAUGAGCAAAGUAUAGAGAUCGCGUAUAUAUUCAAGUACCCCUUUAAAAAAGCCAACAACGACAGACCGGACUCAUGGACAGUGCGACAAACAGGUGUCUAUCAGAAGUUUGAUACAGCGACGAAGCAUUCCACAUGGAUAUUUUUAAACCCGACUAAAGACUGCCUGUUUCAGCAACGGCUGAUGGAGAUACUUAUGUGUCCUCUCCAGUGUGCUCAGUUAACACAACACCCACUGCUAAUCCAUAAUCUCCUCUUCGCUACGUUCUUCCCCAACUGGAGGGAAUAUCUAGGUUCGCAAGAGGAUAGGGCUUUGACGAUUUACAACACAACCGUGACACAACACAUCCAAGAACCACUCAGGGUCAAUCAUAACAUGUGGGCCUCUAUUCGCGCCAUAGAAUCUCGGUGCCUGCCUCUGCAAGCUGUCUUUCGCUCCUUUGACAAAACAGUACAGACCUUGCAUAAGGCAAAUAAUGCAUUAAGGGAUUGCGGUACCUUGCAUCAUCUAUCAUGGCACAAAAUGGAUCAGUUACUAGAUAACUAUGAAAGCCAUGCGGAUGCCUACCUACAGGCUGCAUCAUUUCUUCAAAGUUGGACUACCACCACGGCCCAGUUAAUCGCAGACAACCUUUCAUUCAACAAUUCCUAUACGGCACAGCAGCAAUCGGACUAUAUGUUGAGCCUCACUUCAUCCACCGUUGACGACUCGUCGACAGUCCGAGUUAUCACUGUUGUAACUCUCAUUUAUCUACCGUCCACUUUUAUGGCAACCCUCCUCGGAAUGAACUCAUUCUUUGAGAUGGAUUCUCAAACCCAUAAGCUCAUUGUGUCUCCACAGUUUUGGAUAUUCGUAGUGUGCGCCGUGCCCCUGACGGCUGUGACAGUGCUAUACUGGUGGAUUCGGAGCCAACGUCAGCAGAAGCAUGCGAACAGCAAGGCUGGGUCGCCGGCUUGA